AUGCAUCUAUUCUUUUGGCCUCGAUCGCAGCUUUUGGAAAUCGGCGACCAAAGCUGGUGCCCCCCAUGGCUUCAUCAGCACGAGCAACUAGUUCUCACCCAACUGUGGAAUCUUCGAGUCCCCUGGUGGAGCCGUGGAAGUCUCGCGAAACAGGCAUGUGCAGUGUUCAAAGAACACCUGAAAGAUCUUUCCUCGUACACAGUUCUGGAUAUCUGCGCCGGUGCCGGUGGGCCUACCCCAGUGCUCGAAUCGGAACUCAAUAAACAACUCGAGUCCGAGGGCAAGGGUCCUGUUCAGUUUGUUUUGACCGACCUGUACCCCCAUAUUGAAGAGUGGGAGCGAAUCUCGAAGAAACAGCAGAACGUCACGUAUAUCGAGAGCCCGGUGGAUGCCCGAGCUGUUCCUCGAUUUGCAGCAAGUUCGAAAAAAGAGUGUCGGAUCUUCAAUAUCUGUUUCCACCACUUUGGAGAUGAAGAUGCAGCGGGAAUACUUAAGAAUGCAAUUGAGUCUGCUGACUCGUUUAUGCAAGUUAUGAUUCCGUUCAUAUUUGAAAUCACAUCACGCGAUCUUUGGACUUGUCUAUGCUCACCUUUGGUCUUCUUUUAUACUUUCUUUGUAACUCUUCUUUGGUACUGGGACUCGCCAGUCCAUCUUCUUUUCACAUUCAUUCUACCCGUGGCGCCUCUGACUAUCAUGAUCGAUGGGCUUAUAUCCUGUCUUCGAACUCGCACCGCAAAGGAAACUUGGAAAUUGCUGGAUCAGCCAGAUCUUGGCCUGACCAACUGGACCUUUCACAGUGGGCAGAAAAUUGUUCAAUUUCCUUUCAUCACUUUGUAUUAUCAUGUUGGCAUCAAAUCAUAA
This is a messenger RNA of Penicillium concentricum, 861 nucleotides long. RefSeq lists its product as uncharacterized. The record is from RefSeq and is a predicted model, not a curated record. NCBI's taxonomy places the organism in Eukaryota, Fungi, Ascomycota, Eurotiomycetes, Eurotiales, Aspergillaceae. The coding region runs from base 1 to 861 and encodes 286 amino acids. The transcript has 2 exons.